Molecule: messenger RNA, 543 nt
Organism: Aspergillus terreus NIH2624
Lineage: Eukaryota; Fungi; Ascomycota; Eurotiomycetes; Eurotiales; Aspergillaceae
Gene: rcf1
Product: respiratory supercomplex assembly factor RCF1
Exons: 3
Coding region: 1-543 (180 amino acids)
Biological process (GO): mitochondrial respirasome assembly
Cellular component (GO): mitochondrion
Source: RefSeq, a predicted model, not a curated record
AUGAGCGACCCUCUGCCGUCCUCGUUCGAGGAUAACCCUCAAUUCGAAGAGGAAACCGGUCUCCAAAAGUUCCGCAGACGCCUGAAGGAAGAGCCUCUUAUCCCACUUGGUUGCGCCGCCACCUGCUAUGCCCUUUACCGCGCCUACCGGUCAAUGAAGGCCGGCGACUCGGUCGAAAUGAACCGCAUGUUCCGCGCCCGUAUCUACGCCCAAGCCUUUACCCUCGUCGCCGUCGUCGCAGGCGGCAUGUACUUCAAAACUGAACGGCAGCAGCGUCGCGAGUUCGAAAAGGCCGUCGAAGAACGCAAGAGCCAAGAAAAGCGCGAUGCCUGGCUGCGCGAGUUGGAGAUCCGAGACCAGGAAGACCGCGGCUGGCGGGAACGUCAUGCGGCCAUGGAGGCGGCGGCCAACGAGGCCGCUAAGAAGGCGGCCGUGAAGCCGACUGCUGAGCAGGAUGCGGCGCGGUCUGUCAUUGAGGCUGCGGAUCAAAAGUCCCUGGGGGUAUUAGAUGCGGUGAUGGAGUUGAUGUCGAGGCAGAAGUAG